Messenger RNA from Poeciliopsis prolifica (blackstripe livebearer), 10420 nucleotides. RefSeq names its product ST8 alpha-N-acetyl-neuraminide alpha-2,8-sialyltransferase 1 (gene st8sia1). Bases 782 to 1786 code for a protein of 334 amino acids. The record is from RefSeq and is a predicted model, not a curated record. Gene Ontology annotation, biological process: N-glycan processing; oligosaccharide metabolic process. Gene Ontology annotation, molecular function: alpha-N-acetylneuraminate alpha-2,8-sialyltransferase activity. NCBI's taxonomy places the organism in Eukaryota, Metazoa, Chordata, Actinopteri, Cyprinodontiformes, Poeciliidae. The transcript has 5 exons.
UCUAAAAGACUGGCUUUUUAUCUGGAUUCUUGUUGGUUCUCAAUGGUUCUCGCCCGGAACGCGAAUCCGGCAACAGCCUCGUUUUGGGAGCAGCGUGGUGACUGAAAUACGCGGCGUCGGAGCGCAUGCUUUUACUUUGAAAGCCGCAUUCUUCUCGCCACCUCCCCAACUUCGUCCGGCUUUACGCGCCUCCAUCCCUACAAGAAGUACUAAGUCUCAUCGGAAGGGGGUUGCUCUCCUUUAGAGAGGAGGAGGAUUCAUCUGGGCCGCACACUUCUCUUCAUGUCAGGCUGCAGCCGGGGCCUCAAGGAAAAACCCCGGAUCCCGUCAGAAGGGUGGCAUUUUUUGGCACUCAAGGUCGAGGAGGGGGGAGCGACAAGGACACAACGGGAUGCUUCAGAAACCUCGGGCUUGAUGAGGGGGGGGCACGUCUGAGUCCUCACAAUAACCGUGGCUGAGAUGAUGGUGGUGAUGCACGUCCAGCAGCGCGCCGGAUCCCCACAAACCCCCGCACACUGCGCCACAGCCCCGCAGCUGAGCGUGAGCCACCGCGCGGACACACUCAUCUGCCUCUCCUUUAAACCAGAGCCCGUCUCAUUCAAAGCCGGACUUCCAGACCGACGCGGGUGACCGCGCAGCUUGUCCACCGGCUUCACGCUCCUGUCGGGAUGGUGCGCGGGGAGCAGCGCUGAUUUUCAAAAGGUUUCUGACGCGCCGCUCUUCCCGCCGCCGCCGCUCCUGCUGCUGCUGCCGCUGCUUUGACCCAAGACGGAGGGGGAAGAUGUUGGUGCGAUGCUGCCGGGUUAAGCUGUCGGUGUGGGCCGCUCUGUGCGUGCUGGUGCUCGGCUGGUUCUACGUUUUCCCUGCGUACAGACUUCCCAGCGACAAAGAGAUCGUGGAGGAGGUGCUGAGACUGGGAGACGCGUGGAAGAAGAACCAGACGGGUAUCGAUCUGUACAGGAAUCUGCUGACAGAAUGUUGCAAUCCGAGGUGGAUGUUUGCAGUGACGAAGGAGAACGCUCCCAUUGGCAAGGUCCUGUGGUACGAUGGAGAGUAUUACUACUCGCACACUGUCAACAACAAGACGUAUUCGGUUUUUGUGCAGACUGCUCCUCUGAAGCCCCUGAAGAAGUGUGCUGUGGUGGGCAACGGCGGUAUCCUUAGGCACAGCAAGUGCGGACAGGACAUUGACCAGGCUGACUUCAUCCUGCGGUGCAACCUUCCACCACUUACGAAGGAAUAUUUGGAGGAUGUGGGAAACAAAACCCAUCUGGUCACCGCCAACCCAAGCAUCAUUGAGAAAAGAUUCCAAGGUCUUCUCUGGUCCAGAAAAGCUUUCUUGGACUAUUCGAAGGCAUACGGCUCCAGCUUCAUCUACAUGCCAGCGUUCUCCAUGAGGCCCGGCACCGACCCGUCGCUCCGGGCGUACUAUGCCAUCACGGACUCCCCCUCCAACCUCACCAUGCUCUUCGCCAACCCCGACUUCCUGCGCAACGUAGGCAAAUUCUGGAAAGCGCGCGGCGUUCAUGCCAAGCGUCUCUCCACGGGCCUCUUCCUGGUCAGCCUGGCCCUGGGGAUGUGCGACGAGGUGACAGUUUACGGCUUUUGGCCAUUCUCCAUCGGGCUGGACGGGCAGCCCAUCAGCCACCAUUACUAUGACAACAUCCUGCCCGGUAAGUGGUUCCACGCCAUGCCGGAGGAGUUCGUCCAGCUGUGGCACCUCCACAAAAGCGGCACGCUGCGAAUUAAGGUGGGAAGCUGUCAGCCUCAGAAUGAUGGGAGUUAGAGCAGAUUCACUAUGUUAUGGUGAGCAGGAGGAGAGGGUUGGAUUGCAAAAUAUCAGACACUUGUGAGAAUAAAGGGCCAUAUAGCAACUAAAUGUGCUUUCUUUACCUGGUUUUCUCCAAUUUUAUUCCUAUUCAUGAUAAAAAUGUCUACUCCCUGACACACACGACGUUUCCAUACAGUCCCAAAACUUGUCAUGCACCUGCCCUCAUCUGUGGAACAGUGUGUGUGCAUGUUUGUGUGUUUCCACGGGAAACCUCAACUGCGAAAGAGAAAAGGGGGAUGGAUUUUCCUCUUGACUGACACAGCUGGACCAACCCCCAUCUGAGUUUCUGAUGUAAGGAGACAGAGGGACCGAAGGGCCAAAGGGAAUAAUAGCACGCACUGAAAAGGCUGCUGAAACACAACAAACAUUGGAGCGAUAAUGGCGUUGCGGUUGCUAGUGGCUUGAAAAGAAGUGGAAUUUAAUUGAGCAAGGGGUAAAAAAAGGUUGUUAUUUUUUCAGGGUGUAAUCUCAGUGUUUUUCUCAAACUGAUUGAUUCCAAAACGAGCCGUUUUACAAUGUCAGAACUGACUCCCUUAGAGUGUUAAGCCAUGUUGCAUUUUAAACCUUCAAUCUAAAAGGGAAAACCUGCUGUUGUGUAUCAUGUCUUUGUUUGCCAAACGUGAUGUUUUUAUUAUCAUUGUUAUUAUUAUUAUUACUUUUCUUUAGGUUUUAAUGUGAAUUGUGUUUGUCGUACAUCAAGGGGGUGGGGGCGAUACUUUCCUGCCAAAACACAUGGGUACCUCAGCUUUCACUCGGUGAUUUAACGGUGAUUACCGUUUUUUAGUGCAACUCAGCAAAAGCAGGCUCCUUAGUUUAAUCUAAUCCACUUCUGUAGAGAGCCUUCCUGGAAGUCGGCCCCAUGGUAGCAGGACUGUACUUGUCAAGUGCCAAACCAAGGGAACAGUGGACUCUUUCAUACUCUCCCGCCCAGUCCUUGUGCUGCUAGUGCUCUGAAAUGAGGAGACACUGAUAUAAAGAAGGCACCGACGAAUGAAGAGGACUCAAUGGCACAAAGUGGGCUUUCAGUCAGUGUUGCUUUUUUUCAUUCGACGUAGGAAACCUUGUUGAAUAAAUAGUGAAUCUUUCGCACUUGGUUAUUGAUAUUGUGGUUUCAUUUUGCCUUCAAAAUCAAAUCAAACCGACAUAUUUUUUGUAUACACGCAAAACCUGCGUUAUUUAUUUAUUUGACGGUGUCUUUUUUUUGUUGUUUUGUUCUAUUUCGGGGUUUUUUUUUUCUUAAAAAUGUACUCUUGUAUAUGCUUUUGUGCCAUACCGGUGAUGGCGCAACGAUUGAGAACUCUGCAUUCCCCAUGCAGGAUAUGGUUCACAUCCUGCAUGGGGAAUACAGGAUGUAAACCAUAGUCCACGUUUGGAGGUACCAAACAUCUUCGUAAGUUUAGUGCUUUAUGUUCUUAUGUGCUCCAUCUGUAAAGCUGAAUAAGGUCCAGUGCCUUUUAGAUGAAUAAGAGGAGAAUUCCCUGAGACCUUCUCACUAAUGUGACUGACGCGAUCCAGUUGGUGAUGCUCACUUUUUCAGUUUUCAGUGUUGUCGUGAAAAUCGGUUAUCAUAAGAUGUUUGUGGCUUUGUAAAGAGAAAUCAAUGACUUUAACAAACAUGCCGCUCUCUACAUUACGGGGAGUUGAUCGUCAUAUUUGAAAUGUUUUCUUUUUCAUGCUCAUUUGUGUCCAAACUAAAAGUUGCCAAAAAGUGAUAUUGCUAAUCCUGGAGUUUGAGACAUUGGAAAAUGGCCGCCCAGAAAGAGAACUAAAUUAUAAAACUCAAAGGCAAAUUUAUUGGCAGCAUAUUUUUGGUCAGUGUUUCCAUGGACAAAAGGAAAGUCAGGAGAAAUGUUGUCUAAGAAUUAGCUUGGAGAACCAACUCACUGGCACCCUAGCUCAGGAUUUAAAAGCGCUCUGUGGCAAACUCAUUCAACCAGUAAGUUGCCACAAUGGCAAAUAACUGCUGAUGAGAAAAAAAGUGCUAUUUUUUAUAACUCAAAAUCUGCAAUCAUUCAGGUAGAUUUAAAUUCCUCCCUGCUUCUGGCUAGCGUUUUUCACAACAGAGAAAUUCUUUCUGUAAGCAAAAUUCUGCUGUGAUUGUGUAAAACAGGAUAUAGCUGUAAUACUAAUAAGUCACAUUAUUUCUUUCUUUUUCUUUUUCUUUUUCUUUUUGGUGUUUUUUAGCCUUUAAAAUAUAGACGUUUUUGACACCAAAAAUUAUAUUUACCCUGAAAAAAUUUCCUUGCAGAGUACCAUCAGAGUGCAUCAUGUGGUUUUCCUUUUAUGUAUUUAUCUUUUUUCUUUUUUUUUUUUGUUUUAGUGAAUGUUCCUCUGACUAAUUGCACUGAUAGAUUUACGUUCUGUUUUCUGUACUGCCUUGCUUGUCAGCCUGAAAUGCCAAGUUAGCAUGACCAAUGAUCUCAGACUCACAAUAAUGAGAAGAAAAGUGGACUUCUUUUUUUAAUGAAAGACUAUUUCUUUAAAAAGGACAGUGUGUAACUAAUGUCGAGCAUGUGUGUUUGACUUUCUUUUGUUUGAGGUUGCAAGCCUCAUUUGCUAUGUAAAUUUAACUUUAAUGUGAAUUAUUCCAAAACAAAGAAGCAAACUGAAAAAUCCUGCAGUUUUUACUGCAGCCCAUUCAACUUCUAUGAUUGUUUGACUGUUGUUUUGUUUUUUUUUUAAUCUGCAUCUUUAUUUGUUGUCUUCUGCCCAGUAUUGUGAACGAAUGAUCUGUGACAGUUUAAUUGUAAGUACUAAGCAUGAUGACUUUUUAAUGGCUAGGCGCUUUUCGGCCAUCAAUUUUCAUCCUUUCUUUUUUUCUUUCUUCACUCCAAGCUGUCGGUAAAAGUCAGCCAGAACAAGUGAACACACCUGCCUGCCUGCUUCAUCUUUUUGUGGAAACGUGAAGUGGAAAAAAUGUGACGUAAAUUUUGGUCUUGUGAAAAAAGGGCAAAUCAGUUUUAGGUCUGACAAUUAGUUGAGCUUCAGUCGAAAUAAAUCACAGGUAUGCUUCUCUCGCUACACCGUGAGCUUUGCAAUUCACAUAGCAAAAUCUGUGAUUUUUGAAUUAUUUGAAACGGUGAUCAAACUAGAUGGUUUGGGGGGGUUUUAUUUCAUUUUGAUGUGCUAAAAAACCCGUAUGAACAACACAUGUUCAACUAUUUAAAGAAACAGUGGCAGUACAUUAUUACUGGAAUUUAGUUGCUGCGUGCCGAGUUGUGAAGAAAUGCUUAAAAACGGCUCAUUUUGGCAAAUAUUUGAAGCUUUAGAGAUGAUUUAUUUAUUAGUUGCUGUGCUGGCUGACUGUUAAAUAAUAACACGGCUGUUGCGAACAACCAUCUCACAUUAGCAUACAGUUCUUUUUAGAACUAAUGCAAUUUUACAGAGAAGUUUUUGGACGUUUUCAUAUGUAGCUAGUUGGCAAGUCUUGGAUUAAGUAUUUCUUGUUUUAACUGCAUUCCAGUGCAUCACCAGCAGGUGGGGUUUUCCGACGGCAAAAUUGCCUGUUUUUACUGUAAAGUGUGUAAUAUAAUCUUACUGCUUAAUUGUUCUGCUACCUAGAGGCUUUCCUUAAGACUUUGUGUAUUCAGUCUCGAGAUUUGCAUUGUUUGAAGCAAAUCAAGGCGUUUCAGCUGAGUCUGAUAACAUUGAAUACAGUGUACGACGACGGGGAUGUUUUAGGCAAGGAUUCUAAAUUGUAAUGUUCUUUAUCGGUCUCAAAGGAAUAUUUAAUCUCACUGUUACUGACUGACGCUGAUCAAGGAUGCUGACUUCUUGAAAAUUAGACAUUGCGCCUGGCUGAUGUGAAUGUCCCCACAAGUGAGGGGGUUUUUUUGGGGGUGGAGGGUUUGUUUUACGUAAGAAUAUUUUUCACAAGUCAUCUAACCUGCUUACUUACAUUAAAAGACAUUUUAGUAACACCAGCCUGUUGCCUACUGCAGUUCCUCCCUGUCACUCGACAGAUUAAUGUGUGCACAGAGGACGGAUGAACAGAAUUACAUUCACACAAGACAAAAUACUCAUACCUGCAUACAUUAGUUUGAUGCAGUGGCUUUAAACAAAAACCCCACACAAGAGAUUUGUAAUAUUAUGACAAGAAAAAAAAUAUUUUUUUAUGAGAUGAUUAGACAGUAAUACAAAUUUAGUUUAGUCUGUUUAGAUAUUGUCACAGGAGUUUGGGAGAAGAAAACAUUAAAGCAAACAUCACAGUACAAGUUUCAAUUUUAGGGUCGCAAACUACGUACAUCAACUUGUAUUGACGCCGUUAUGUUGAGGCUGAUUGAGACAUCACUAGCCAAACAUCAUUAUCGCGCUAUCCCUAUAGCUUUUUUUUCUUCUUAGAAUCAUUUUUAUUUCCAGUUUUUCAAUUUUGUCCAUUUCUUAACAAGAUGUAGACUGGCAAAUUGUUCACCAUGUGGCUUAAUAAUGGCUUACUCUUUCAAUAAAUUGUAAAAUCAGGUUUAUUGUAAUUUAGCAUACAUAACCUUACAAUUUUAGUUUCUGUGCUAUGAUAAAUUGUGUUGAAACAAAUUUGUCUGAUCAUGUCAGAUGCAGUAAAGCCCAAGUGCGAUGAGUCGUUUUGUGGGAUUCAGCUUCCACUCAUGACAUCUCAAUGACAUUUUUUUUAAUUAUUUCACAUGUAAAUGCUCUUUUUUUCUUCUUCUUUGUCUUCACCUACAAUGAAGUAAAAUGAGGAAGGAGAUCCACUUUUCAAAGAUUUUUUUUUCCCCUUCAUACCACUUUGACUUUCACCUAUUUUGUCAGCAACUCAGCUUGAGCAUGUAAAAACAAAACUACAGGUUUUGUUUGAGCUUGACUGUUUACUGCCCAAAAAAUUUAAUAAUAAAUAAUCAACCAUAGCCAUGUAAAACUUCAACACCAGAAUAAAAUAAAAAGAAAAAAAAUCUACCAAAAAAAAUAUUUGUUUUCUUUUUUUUUGUUUAAACAUUUUUAUUAGUUUUGUGUUUCACAAACAUAGGAAAUAUAACAUUGUACACUGUGUUGUCUAUCAUAUUACAUAAGUAUAUGAUAAGGAAGAGAAACAAAAACACCUCCCCCCUCCCCCCCAAAAAAAUUAAAUAAAUAAAUAAAAUAAAAAUAAAAAAAUAAAACAAAAUAAGAAUAAAAUAAAAUACAAAAAUUUAAAAAAAAAGAGGCCGCUGUACAAUGUCACAUUCACAUUGAAUCAUGCCUACAGUGGUCAGCAAACAUUCGCAGACAUAUUUAAACCCUGACAACCACACAAUUAUGUCUAGCCGGACAAUCAAAGAAAGAAGAGAAAAGAUACAUAAGACAAGCGGAUGGUGCUCUUUAGAUAGGUGCUGGUGAGACCUUCCACUUUAUGGGAUUCUGACCUCUCAUCACAAGUUGCAUCAGCUCUUUAGGUAAAUAGUUAAGCACAGGAGACCACAUAUCAAUGAAAUAUUUCUCAUUACCCCUAAUAACUGCACUAAUCCUUUCAUGGGGGAGAACCCUAAAUAUUUUCUAUACCACUGUGUGACAGUUGGUGGUUUAUCCUUAAUCCAAUUGAUUAAAAUGCAUUUUCUAGCCAGAAGCAAUAAUUUGUCACAAAGUUUGAAGUGUGAUUGUGCCAGAGUGACUGAUUUUGAGGGGAGGCCAAGAAGGAACAGACCUGGGUCACAGCUGAUCUUUACAUGAAACACAUCACUCAGCUCUUUAGAGAUUGCACUCCAGAAUCGUUUAAUUAAUUUGCAUUGCCAGAAAUAAUGAUAAUAUGUUCCAACUUCCCUUCCACAUUUAUUGCAUAAGGGAGAGAGUUGGCGAUCCAUCUUAUUCAGUAUAAAGGGUGUUAUAUGUAGACGAUGUAGUAUUUUAUACUGUGUCUCUCUGAGCGUAUUACAUAUAAAGGUUGAAUUGACCACAUCAAUGGCUUCUUGCCAGUCAUCCUCAAUGUUCUGUGUCAAGGUCUCCCUCCCAUUUCCGCGCAAUGUCCCUGGCACCGCCUGGGGUGAGAGAGCAGAGCACCGCAUAGAAAGCAGAGAUAAAAUGCUUAGGAUUUUUCCGGUCGACAAGGAAUUUUAUUUUGUUAUUGCUUUCCCCUGAGAGCUCCCCUCAUCCUUAAGGAGAAAUGUCAAACUGAAACACAUCUACUGUAGAGGAGGAUUUGCUUUAUCUUGCGCAGUAACUCAGCCAAACACACUGUUCUGCUUCUGAGGACUGUAAGCGUUCAUGGAAAUCCACUCUGCUUUCCGCAGCCCUGUCUGCACGCUUGGCUUUUAUGGGACAUGAAUCUUUUUAAAGAUGUCGGCAGAAGCUGGACAGCUUUAUCUCAGGCCUCUUCUGCUCAGAGCUUAACCUCUUCAGUUAUGAAAAAACGUCCACGACUGUCUUAUCCGUGGUACUGAGAUUAUAGAUUAACAACAUAAGGAAAAUUAACUCAUUUUAUCUUUUGUACGGCUUAAUUACUUUGGUUUGCGUGAAGUACAAAAGUUCAUAUGGUAAAAGUCAUCCUUUAUGUCAUGUUACAUAUUACAAUCCUGUAGAAUGUCAAUUUCCAUUGUAAAGUCACCAAAACAGCUUUUUACACACCUCUGUUGCUAAAAAAAACAACAACAGAUUCAGCAGAUCCAGAUUCAAGCUUGUCUGAUUUUCUAAAUACUUUUCUCUAUUCCGAAUACAUAGCCUUGUAUUUGAACUGGCAACUUAUUUUAAUUUGAGAGCACACUCUGGCACUUGUAUGAAAGACUGCACUCAGUGAGUUUUGGACAUGUGGAGAUUCGUGCCCUGUCAGGAAACUCCUGAAAGACGUCAUUUUUGGAUGGUCAGAUCACAUCCCCCGGAGUCAGCAAUAGAAGCCUGAGCACUGUCCAUAAUGGAGGUGCUUUGCGGAUUCAAAUUAAAAUGAUGACACAUUUAAACACAGAUUACAGUUUAGGAUUUUCCAUUUUAUGAUUAAUUAAAGGCGGCUCCAAGCCGAUGGGGUUUUGGCGUCGAUUAAAAAGAACUCAGUGUUUUCAGAGUUUUUGCAGUUUUCUGUAAGCUCCUUGUGCCAAAGUUGGCGUAACAACAGAUCUGUAAUGCACUCAUAUAGUCAAUCAAAAACUGUUUAUCAAAGUCUCCUUUCUGCCAAAGAUGCAUGAAUGCAUCAAGUUCAGAGUGUGCUUGUGUUGGCUGUUUAACCCCUUAACUGUCAUGACGACGCCAGUGCCUUCAUGCACCCACUGACUUACAUGUAAGUGUUUUUGAGGGUGACAGUUAACAGGGUUUUAUGUGCCGAGUCAUAUUGGUUUUUUUUGUUUUGUUUACGUUUGCUCCACGUCGAAGUCUAUCGACGUGGAUGUCGAAAUCAGUAAUUAAACAGUCCUAAUCAACAUACAUUACAGAUAGGAGAUUACUCCUGAGGGGAAAAUGCUGUAACAUUCCACUGCAGUAACAGGAACAUGAUAAUAGAAGGUCAACGCUCGAGUCAGCCUUCAAACCUGGCAUCUAUAUUUUAUCAGGUUCAACCUUCAACUGAAGAAAUAUCAGCAUAUCAGUCGCUGCUUUAUUAAACAUUAACAUUACAUUGCUUUAUUAAACAUUAGCUCUGUCAGGUCGUUUCUAAUUGAGUUCUUUGUCCCUUCCUGGAAAAAUCAGACUCUUAAAUAUUUGGGAAUCAAAGUCAAAACCCAUUGAGGGAGAUUUCAACGUCCAUACUGACUACGCACAAGACAGAUGGGUGUGGAAACAAAACGAAAUGAUACUCUCCAAAACUUGUUUUACUCCACAUGAUGAACAGCCAACAUACAGACAGAGACACACCUUAGAAAAUGAUUGUCAGCGAAUCUCUAAAUAUAGCCAAGGUCUCUGAAAUUGACGUCAAGCUGGCUGCUGUUCCGGAUACCAUUUACCAUGAUGCUAUUUACCAUGGCUGACACAUUCUGGAGCAACGCAGUUCAAAGUGAUCUGCAUAAUAACAGAAUUAAACAAAUGACAACCAGUAAAUUGCAGUAGCAGAAGAUAAAUAAGUAACAAACAGUUCUAAUCCAGAUUAGAAAUAAUCAAGGCUUUUAGUCUUUACUGAAAUGAAAUCAGUUUUACAAUUUGAUGGAAGUAUUAGAUUAGAAAAUUCUGGGAAAAUAGAUAAGUCUAUUCUAAUUGAUGUCUGGCUUCUUCUGGUGCACAAUUAUAAUGUAUAUCCCACGUUAAUGACACAAAAUCCUUUGUCUUUUACAUAUAAUUACAUUUUUUGCUAAGAAAAUUGUAACUCGGAGCCAGUGACUGAAAUAUCACAGGUGUCUCCCUGUUUUCAUUCAACCAGGUUUCUUUUAAAAACCUAACAUGAAUAUUAUGCUCAGUGAUGAAGAUUUAUUACACAAUCAUUUUGUGUAAUAAAUCUUCAUCAUUGAGCAUAACUGACCAAUUUAAGUGACUUAGCGGUCGAUAAGCUUUCCAUUAGAGGUUUUAUUAGAUAGGAGGUAAAUCUGACAUUUGAUUUCAGACAGCUGCAUUGUUUGUUUUUGUUUUGUUGUUUUGUUUUUCACCGGUUAUGAUAUUUUUGUGUUCAAAGACUCAUUUGGGCUGGUGUAUUUACAGAGCAGAAUGGCUGUACAGUAAACUUCUGAUCACAAUAAAGCUGAACUAUGUGAA